AUGAAGAUGCUUCCAGGAGUGGGUGUGUUUGGGACUGGCAGCUCCGCCCGGGUUCUGGUCCCAUUGCUGAGGGCAGAAGGGUUCACCGUGGAGGCCCUGUGGGGGAAGACUGAGGAGGAGGCGAAGCAGCUUGCCGAGGAGAUGAACAUCACCUUCUACACCAGCCGGACUGAUGAUGUCUUGCUUCAUCAAGACGUGGACCUGGUGUGCAUCAACAUCCCCCCUCCACUCACCCGGCAGAUAUCUGUGAAGGCUCUAGGUAUUGGGAAGAAUGUGGUUUGUGAGAAGGCAGCAACAUCUGUGGAUGCCUUCCGGAUGGUGACAGCCUCACGCUACUACCCACAGCUGAUGAGCCUGGUGGGGAAUGUGCUGCGCUUCCUGCCUGCCUUCGUGCGCAUGAAGCAGCUGAUAGCAGAGCACUAUGUGGGCGCAGUGAUGAUCUGCGACGCCCGUGUCUACUCGGGCAGCCUGCUCAGCCCCAGCUACGGCUGGAUCUGUGAUGAACUCAUGGGUGGUGGGGGCCUACACACCAUGGGCACCUACAUUGUGGACCUGCUGACCCACCUGACCGGCCGGAGAGCUGAGAAAGUGCACGGGCUGCUCAAGACCUUUGUGAGGCAGAAUGCUGCCAUCCGCGGCAUCCGGCAUGUUACCAGUGAUGACUUCUGUUUCUUCCAGAUGCUCAUGAGUGGGGGUGUGUGCAGCACUGUGACACUCAACUUCAACAUGCCAGGUGCCUUUGUGCAUGAGGUCAUGGUGGUGGGCUCUGCGGGACGCCUUGUUGCCCGGGGAGCUGACCUCUACGGGCAGAAGAACUCUGCCACACAAGAGGAGCUGCUACUGAGGGACUCACUGGCCGUGGGCACAGGGCUACUUGAGCAGGGGCCCCAGGAUGUCCCACUGCUCUACUUGAAGGGCAUGGUCUACAUGGUGCAGGCCUUGCGCCAAUCCUUCCAGGGGCAGGGGGACCGCCGCACCUGGGACCACACCCCUGUCUCCAUGGCCGCCUCAUUUGAGGAUGGGCUGUACAUGCAGAGUGUGGUGGACGCCAUCAAAAGGUCAAGCCGAUCUGGGGAGUGGGAGACUGUGGAGGUUCUGAUGGAGGAGCCCGACACCAACCAGAACCUGUGUGAGGCGCUUCAGCGAAAUAACUUAUGAGCCUGUGUUUGGGCUCGCUGCCACAGGGCAAAGGGACCAGGGAGGGGACCAGGAGCCAUGAUGGGGGGCUUGACUGUAGCAGAGAGAGAAUGUCUUUCAUUUAAUGAGUCAUCUGGGUUGGGGCUGUGUGAAGCCGAGGGCGGCCCUAGGAAAACGCCCCCUCCAAUGGUUCAUUUACCCCUCAGACUUGCAGGGCAAUGGGCAUUACUGGCCGUGGCACCGAGGGUUAGCAACGUGUGCAGGGCAGAGGUGCUGCUAGGUUAUGCUAGUGAGGAUUUAUGGGCUCUUCUGCCUGACUUGUGGUCCUACCAGGAUAAGAAAGCACAGGAAGCCAGCCUGGCUGAUUCCUUAGGCCUGAGGAGAAAUGACCAGAAGCCUUGUUUCCAUGCCCUUUUUUGGGCUGGGUCAUCUCAGGAAUGGUGAGGGCAACAAAUCAUCCCUCAGGGAUCCUCUCCUACCCUCCUACAUGACCAGGCCCUUCUAGCCUCCAUGCUGACCCUUCCCUAACGGGAAGUAGGGCCCUUCAUUUAUUAGGUGACCUUUCAGGGGCUAUCUGACUUAGGGAAGAGGGCUCCUGAUUUGGCAGACAGGAGACAAGGGAGUGCUUUAGGACAUCUGAUAAAAGUCAAUAAAUAAACCAGAAAAUAUGACAUCA
Galeopterus variegatus (Sunda flying lemur) is the source of this 1813-nucleotide messenger RNA. It is a transcript of the gene GFOD2, whose product is annotated as glucose-fructose oxidoreductase domain containing 2. The transcript has 2 exons. The record is from RefSeq and is a predicted model, not a curated record. Bases 1 to 1158 code for a protein of 385 amino acids. Gene Ontology annotation, molecular function: nucleotide binding. Gene Ontology annotation, biological process: extracellular matrix organization. Lineage: Eukaryota; Metazoa; Chordata; Mammalia; Dermoptera; Cynocephalidae. Gene Ontology annotation, cellular component: extracellular matrix.